AUUAGGAACAAAAAAAACACUCCACAGCAAACCAAAAUAAAAUCAAAUUAAAAAGAAUUAUCCAAAUUGCGCAUAGUACGAUUGCAGUAGACAGAAGUCAGAGUCAAUAGUUCGGAAAACUGAAGGACAUCCAAAUUUGGGUCGAGCAAAAUUCGAAGUGACCUUAUAAAAUCAAAACAAGUGUAAAGCCACAAAAGAAAGGAGAAAAAAUAAUUAAAUAUGUCUGACAACAACAGCGGAUCCGGAGGCGGUAACAAUAAUAGUGCCAAUAGUGGUAAAAACUCGACGCACAGGAUCAGUGAGACCAGUGCGAUCACCAAUCAAUUGUUGGAAAAAUGGCGGAAAAACUUCUACAGCGAACCGAAGAAUCUGCUGGCGCAGAACGUCUGCUCACGCGUUGAUCCGUUCGAUGUGUGCCUGUCCAGGAAGGCGCUGGAGACCACCAAUCAUGUGUUCAACUACAAGGUGGAAACGGAGGGCAAGCCGGUGACCAAUCAGAGGAGCUCCGGCCGCUGCUGGCUGUUUGCGGCACUCAACUGCAUCCGCCUGCCAUUCAUGAAGAACUACAAUCUGGACGAGUUCGAGUUCUCGCAGGCCUUCCUCUUCUACUGGGACAAGAUCGAGCGUUGCAACUACUUCCUCAACAACGUUGUGAAGACGGCACAGCGCGGCGAGAAGGUGGAUGGUCGUCUGGUGUCCUUCCUGCUACUCGAUCCCACCUCCGAUGGCGGCCAGUGGGACAUGCUGGUCAAUCUGAUAACCAAACACGGCCUCAUGCCAAAGAAAUGCUUUCCCGAGAGCUUCAGCUGCGAGUCCAGCAUACGAAUGAACGCCAUACUGAAGAGCAAGCUACGGGAGUAUGCCCGCAAUUUGCGCGUGCUGAUGGAGAAGAAUCCCACGGAGGAGGAGAUCGCCUGCAAGAUCCAGGAGCAGAUGGCCGAGAUCUACAAGGUGGUGGGCAUUUGUUUGGGCAUACCCUCGGAGACCUUCACCUGGGAGUACUAUGACAAGAGCAAGAACUAUCAGUCAGUCGGACCCGUCAGUUCGCUGGAGUUCUAUGAGCGUUAUGUUAAGCCGCAUUUCAACGUGGAGGACAAGGUGUGCCUGGUCACCGAUCCUCGGCCGACGAGUAGCUAUGACCAGGCAUACACUGUUGACUGCCUGGGCAACGUGGUCGGCGGUCGACCCGUUCUGUAUAACAAUCAGUCCGUGGAGCUGCUCCUGGCCGUUGUCACCAAGUCGCUGAAGGCCGGCGAAGCCGUUUGGUUUGGCUGCGAGGUCAGCAAGCGAUUCGCCUCCAAGCAGGGCAUCGAGGAUGUGGAUGUCCACGAUUUUAAGCUGGUCUUCGACAUCGACAUACAAACGACAUUCUCCAAGGCAGACCGCCUGAUCUACGGCGAAUCGGCCAUGACCCAUGCCAUGGUUUUCACGGCCGUCUCCGUGGAUAAGAGCGGCGUGGCCCAGAAACUGCGUGUGGAGAACUCGUGGGGCGAGGAUCGCGGCGAGAAGGGCUAUCUGGUGAUGAACGCCGAUUGGUUUAGGGAGUUUGGAUUCGAGGUGGUCGUGGACAAGAAGUACGUGCCCGAGGAUGUAUUGCGCGUGUUCGACAUGGAUCCGAUCGUAUUGCCUGCCUGGGAUCCCAUGGGUACGCUAGCACAGUAGGUCCAGGUCGCCAUCUAGACACACCCAACACACUUACACACACACACACACCCAACACACACAUACAUAUAAAUACAUAUAUUAAAAUACAAUAUAUAUAAAGCUUUACGAGCAGCAAUCUUCGAGCAGCAUCCAAAUGAGUUCGAGUUACCGGCUUUCAGUUUUUAUGUACAUUAUUUUGUUCGUUUUCGAGAUCCCCCCGAUCCUCAAGGAGGAUGAUGUGCUCGUGCACAAGCAAUAUAUCCGCGUCCAAGUCGUCCCACAAGUCCUUGUCAAUUCUGUACAACAAUAAUAUUGUGUUUAGCGCUUAGGUAAAAAGAAAUGUCUCAGUUCUCCCUUCUACGGAUUACGUUUGAUUUUUGGCAGCGGGCAGUUGAAAAUAUAUAUAUAUAUACAAAUACGAACGA
Messenger RNA from Drosophila sechellia, 2069 nucleotides. Its product is annotated as bleomycin hydrolase. NCBI's taxonomy places the organism in Eukaryota, Metazoa, Arthropoda, Insecta, Diptera, Drosophilidae. The transcript is spliced from 5 exons. Gene Ontology annotation, cellular component: cytoplasm. The coding region runs from base 220 to 1662 and encodes 480 amino acids. Gene Ontology annotation, biological process: proteolysis; L-homocysteine catabolic process; response to toxic substance. The record is from RefSeq and is a predicted model, not a curated record. Gene Ontology annotation, molecular function: cysteine-type aminopeptidase activity.